Molecule: messenger RNA, 2436 nt
Organism: Paraphaeosphaeria sporulosa
Lineage: Eukaryota; Fungi; Ascomycota; Dothideomycetes; Pleosporales; Didymosphaeriaceae
Product: HET-domain-containing protein
Exons: 2
Coding region: 1-2436 (811 amino acids)
Source: RefSeq, a predicted model, not a curated record
AUGGAGUCAUCAAUGGCUACUACUCCAUACCGGUACAAACCUCUUCCACAAGAUAGACAAUUGAGCUUUCGUAUAUUCACACUCUACCCUGCUCACAAAAUCUCGGCUCCUAUUCGAGGAAAACUUCACAUCUCUUCGCCCUCAAAUUCCGACCUCGAAUGCUGUAAAUUGGAAAGCUACGAAGCACUGUCUUACGCCUGGGGCGAUGCCAUUUUCACUGAGGUCAUAGAAUUCCCGGACAAGUCCUAUCUUCCGAUCGCUACGAACCUCGACUCAUUCUUGCGCUACCGGCGUCAAGGCGAUGCUGUCAUUCUACUUUGGGUUGACGCGAUAUGCAUUAAUCAACAAGAUCAUGAGGAGAAAAGCUCACAAGUCCAAGCUAUGGGUCAAAUUUACAGCUUGGCAAGCUGUCUCAGCGUCUGGCUCGGAUCCCCUUCCGACGAUAGCACGCUAGGAAUGAGUGCCCUCCAAGAAAUUUCCCACGAGCAUGCAUUCUCCAAGUUAAGCAUGUCCUCGGAGCAAUCCGUAGCUAUCGAACGUUUGUUAAAUCGCGCUUGGUGGUUCAGAGCUUGGAUCAUACAAGAAGUUGCACUUGGUGGCCUCGGACCAAAAUACAAGAAGAUAACUGUUCGGUGUGGAUUCGAUGGCAUAUUGUGGUUCCGAUUGGUGCUGGCAUGUUCGCGAAUAUACGUCAACACACUGGAGAUGCGUCAGAGCUUCCCCGAUGUGGGACGUGUGCUGAGUCUAGAUACAUUGCCCUCCCGCGGGAAAGAUGAGGUAUUGGGAGCAGGCGAGUCGUAUCCUUAUCGCUUAUUAAGACAAAUGUCAGAACAUCGAAAUUGCUUAGCCUCGGAUCCAAGAGACAAGAUCUACGCCAUGCUUGGACUGUGGUUCGAUGCAAUCAGUGUGGGGAAACAGAACGGUAUGUCACGACGUACUGCGCCAACCGUAAAAUACGAUCGUUGUGUGGAGGACGUUUAUGUUGAAUUUGCGACUUGGAUUAUCCACGGAACGUCGUCGCUGGAACUUCUGCACCACUGCCAGCCCCACUUUUUAGACUGUCCAACUAUUGAACUCCUCCCAACGUGGGUUCCAGACUGGUCACAAGCGCUUACACAGGCGCGUCUACCGUCCGCUCAAGUAACAGACCGAGGAUCAAUCCCUUGGUGGAGCCUCCCUGUGCGUAGCGGUGUGGACAACCGACGUAUCCAGUAUCGCAUGCAGGAUCAAAAGUUCCGUAGAGAACGCGCAAAGGAAAUUCUUCGCCCGCUCAAAUCAACUCUUCACUUCAUUCCUGAGUGGAUAGUGGAUGUAAUGGACCCAGAUGGCACAAAGGGCUACGAGUCUCUUUUCCAGGAGCUUAAAGUUAGGACGGAUGUGCUCUUUGUAUUACCAGACGAGAGUGAUAGAGAACUUGGAAAUGAGGAGGAAGAUGUAUGGAAUGCCUCAAGACGAACGCAGAUCCACAAUGAGAGGCACUUGCAGGCACAAGUGCUGUCACAGUACGUUGAGGACUACUCACGGCUCUGGACACGAUAUAGAGCUUGUGCCGACACCACUUGCAAGGUGGCUAUCAUGGGAAGAAGGAUGAACGUGGAAGGUAUACUUGUCGACACUAUUCGAAAUGUCUUUGACCCUUUUCCAGAGGAUAUCGAGAAAGACUGGACGAAUUCAACCCUACUAAUGGUCCAGAUUGGAAAGUGUAAGCAAACAGUCAUGGGUCAAGACAUUGACAAAGCUCCUUAUCUUACCGAAACGACCAGGUUGAUGGCAUUUUGGAGAACUCUUUUCGCUGGCCAGCAGGCUAGUGACGAGACCAAGAUUGCGUCAUGGCUUCCGCUCACGCCACAUAACUGGCAGUGGUCGGUCCCUUCUUUGACUAUUCUAGAGUCAGCCCGUCUGGAAUUUGCAGAGAUACGAGCAAUAAUCCAAGCAUUCGCGGAACACGUUGCGAGUAUAGUUUCUGACGAAGGUACUCUCGCACAUGACGGCUUCGAUGAACACCUUGCAAAUGAUGACAUCAUGCUUGACGCCCGCUGGAGCUCCUCAGAUCGGCUUGAGUAUGCAAAUACCUUUGAAACAUUGGGUAAAGAAUGGUUAAAACAGCCAUAUGAUCUUUAUCAUCGUCCCUUCACCCUCCCUUAUGUGGUACCUGAUCCAUUUUGGGAAAGCCGUUGUCUACAUGACGAAACUGCUUUGGAAGCAAGCAUUCGCUCAAGACAUCGCACAAUAAUCGAAUCGUUGAAUGCUGAGACCCGUGAACUUCGGAGAGAUGCUCGCCGAUUCGUGUCAGACAAGAUUCGGCAACGGCCUGCCAGGGAACCUCCUAGUACUGAUAACCCAAGGCUUAUAAAAGACACCGUUCAUACUGCGACGAUCUGGCUCAACAUUUCAGGUCGUUGGGGAAUCAUAUAUUCAUGGACUAAUGGAUGGUGA